AUGCCCAACCCGAAAUCCCGCCGUAUUGCCCCUGUGGCUUCUGACACUGCCGCCAAUAAUGACACCCAGAAACGCAGAAAGAACGUCGGGACCGCGUGCUUGGCUUGCAAGACUCGCAAGCUGAAGUGUACCGGAGCACCUCCCUGCGCCAACUGCGUCAAGAGCCGUCUCGAAUGCAACCUCGAUGAAUCCGCCGAUAAACGUCGCCGCGGUCCGCUGAAGCGCAAGAUCGACCAUCUGGAAGACAAAGAGGAGGUCUUUCUCCGCCUUCUCGAGAUCAUACGCGACGGCGACAACCGUCGCAUCGUACCCCUGUUGAACCUUAUCCGAAGCCAUGCCUCCUUGUCCGAGAUUCGCUUUUAUAUUGAACACCAGCUGCCACGGUCGGAACUGCCGCAAGCCUCUGAUCUUGCUGACCUCUUCCGGGACAUCCGACAGUACGAUCUGCUCGAACCGAGUCCGAAGCGGCGCAUGCUUGGUACCCCACAGCCCGUCGAUAUCCCUCGUUUCUCCGUUCCUGCGCGACCCUGGACCUCGGUCAUUACAGAUGACGACCUCGUUUCUCGAUUGAUAACUCUGUGGUUUACAUGGAUUCAUCCAACUUGCAAUUGGAUUGACCGGGAUUUGUUCAUCCGCGAUAUGAAGUCGGGCUCUCUUUCCGCGCCGUACUGCUCUCCGUUCCUGGUGAAUGUCAUACUGGCCGAUGCAUGCGCCUAUGCCGAUUACGCAGCCUACGAACUCCCCGAUGAACUGCUGGUCACGCAGCGAUCGCUAUUGUACGACGAGGCGAAGCGAUUACUCCACAAAGAGGAGGGGCGCAUUUGUUUACAAACAGUUCAGGGACUGGGAGUCUUGUGGUUGAACGCCUGCGUUACUGGUAAAGACCGACUCGGGUGGAUCAGCCGUGGACAGCUUGCCUACUCCCUCGAGGAGCUCUCGCAAACCGCCUCUCAUAAUACCUCAGACCCAGACUCCACGCGCAUGCUGCAGGUAGUCAAUCACACGAAAUGGGGGUUAUUCCAUCUUUCCUUGAUCAAUGGUCUGUUUCUUAAGAAAGUGCCAAUACUCAAGCCACCAAUGCAGCACAUCCCUCUCCCUGUUGACCAUCAAAGCGACCAAGACAUAUGGUCCUCAUACCCGAAUCCAUCCAAAGGUGUAGCCGGACAUACAAAUUGUUUAUCCAACGCCCUAUCGAAUCUCAACGGAAUAGCAUACAGUCUGGUCGCAUUCUUGUUCCCGCACAGCGAGUCGUCUGUAGGUCACAUCGAACUCGACAACGGGAAGAUAGAGGCUUUGCAAGCUCUCAGUGCAUGGCCUGGCCGCCUACCCAACUGCUUGAUAGAGAGCAAGCGUGAUGUUCCCCAUGUGCUCUCCCUACAUAUGCACUAUCACAAUGUUAUGAUCGCAAUAUACGGCUUUCUCAGAACUCGGCCUGCAUACGCAAGUACAGGUUCAGCCUGGAGCCCCGAGCCGCGGAUCCCGUUUAUUGCCCCCCAGCAAGCUUGGGAAGCUUGUCUUCUGUCGGCUCGCAAGAUUGCUCAAUUAGUCGUUGUCCACCGCUCCAGCUGGGGGUUCGAUCGCAUGCCCGGUGCCAACGCUCCAUGUAUCAUGGGCGCUCUCUUUGUGUUGCUAGAAGUUCUGGACGAGCCCGCCAACCGGGACGCCUUCAUUUCAUUGACAGUGGCCGCCGGGGCGUUUUCGCGGCGAUGGGAAUGUCCCAGAGCAGUAUUCCGCUCUCUUCAGAAUACAGCCCGCGAGAGAGGCAUAACUCUACCACCAGAGUCGGGUCCCAUUUUCAUGGAUCUCGAUCAGCUCUCGGAGAAAAGCACUCCCGUAAAGUCUGAGACCCCCGAGGCGCCCACAAUUUGA
Aspergillus calidoustus is the source of this 1869-nucleotide messenger RNA. NCBI's taxonomy places the organism in Eukaryota, Fungi, Ascomycota, Eurotiomycetes, Eurotiales, Aspergillaceae. The record is from the annotation of a GenBank genome assembly.